CUUAUUGUGAAAACCGGAUGUAACCUGUCACAGUAAAGUCGCUAACUUUCCUUUCGCAGUCGGCUGUUGAGAAACACGUGUUGUCACAAAAUGGCAACGGAAGCUAAAAGAGCCAAGGUGGAUUCGGGCUCAGAGCCGGAGCCCCUGCAGAAGUUCCUACAGUGGUGCGACAGGGUCGGCCUCGUGCUCAGCGACAAGGUGUGUGUGAGUAAAGAGGGGACAGUGGCAGAUUAUGGGAUGCUGGCUAAGGAGGACAUAGAGGAGGGCGAGCUUCUCUUCACCAUCCCCAGGUCAGCUCUUCUCCACCAGGGAACGACAAAGAUCUCCGCCCUGCUGGAGCAAGAUAAAUCCUUUCUGCAGAGCUUGUCGGGCUGGGUCCCCUUGCUGCUGGCGCUGCUGCAUGAAUACACGUCGCCUCAGUCCCACUGGAGCCCAUACCUCUCUCUCUGGACUGAUUUCAGGACGCUCGACCAGCCCAUGUUCUGGUCCAAAGAGGAGCGGGAGCGGCUGCUGAGGGGGACGGGGAUCCCCGAGGCCGUGGACACCGACCUGACCAACAUCCAGAGGGAAUACACAGACGUGGUGCUGCCCUUCAUCAGCAGGCACCCUGAUGUCUGGGACCCCAAAACACACACACUGGAGCUGUACACACAGCUGGUGGCCUUUGUCAUGGCCUACAGUUUCCAGGAGCCCCAAGAGGAGGAUGAGGAGGACGAGGAGGAUGAAGAGGAGAAGGCCCCCAACCCGCCCAUGAUGGUUCCCAUGGCCGACAUGCUGAACCACGUGUCCAAUCACAACGCCAACCUGGAGUACACACCGGAGAGUUUGAAGAUGGUUUGCGUCCGGCCCAUCCGCAGGGGGGAGGAGGUGUUCAACACGUACGGGCAGAUGGCCAACUGGCAGCUGCUCCACAUGUACGGCUUCACCGAGACGCACCGCAGCAACAGCAACGACACGGCCGACGUCCCCCUGGCCAACCUGCACCGAGCCGCCAUGCAAGGUGCUCAGUCUGACGCGGAGCGGCGGCUGCUGGAGCAGCAGGGGGCGACACUGCGUCUCAUUCUGGGGGAGAAAGCAGCCUUCAUCUUCGGCAAACAGGGCUGCCUCACCGACAGCGAGCUGCACACCUCGCUGAAGGUGCUGUGCAUGUCAGAGGAGGAGUUCCAGGAGUUCAGGAAGAACGACGGCUGGGAGGAGGAAGAGGACGAGGAUGAGGACGAGAAGAUUUCCCUCGCUUUCUCCAAUGAGGGUCUGCCCGGACUGAAGGCCCCGUGGCGGCGGCUCGUCCACGCGGCCGCCCGUUUGACUCUGAGCUCCUACAGGGGGGAUGGAGAGGGGGAAGAUGGGGGGGAGGGUGACCGUGACGGGCUGCUAGUGGAGGACAAGGCGGCGCUGGCAGCACUGAGCUCCAGGCAGCAGAGGGCGUUGCAGGUGCGCUACGGACAGAAGAGCAUCCUGAACAGACUGAUGGAGCUCACCAAAGCUUGAGAGUGACGUAGUGUUCGAUUGAAAAGGCACACUGCAAGAUAAGUCUGCACAUUUUGUAUUUUUGGAAGAUGAUUUUGUGGAUUAUUGUUCUUACUUCUCUGCUAAAAGUAUCUGGAUCUCCAACAACAGAAGAUCCACAGCAACCAAACAUGGCACAUCGGUAGGUCGGAAAUCUCAUCCGCUACCUCAGCAACACAAAUUACACCAACUGGCCACAUGGUGGUGCUAUAAUAGCAUAUUUACAUUUUGGCCCAUCACUCCUGAACUGUAAGUUAUAUGAAUAAAAUUCAUGUUUUCCUGGAUUUCCUGGGUCCAGAUGAAUGUAUCUAUGUCAGCCAUGCCCAUUUCAUCUGUGUGGAUUACAUGCUAUUUUGCAUUUUGUUAGGUUUUCUUUUUUUUUUUUUUUUUGCUACAUAUCCAUUUUUCCCCCCUACAUAUCACGUCCAAGAGACUUAAAACGUUCAGUGCAUGUUGGUUGAAGUGAGAUGAACCUCUCUCGUGCAGGUGCCAACUCCGGAUUCUGAGAUCGCCUAUCUUGCAAAAUCACCGAAUUUCAAAAUUAUAAACUGAAUCUGGUGGCAGUCUUGUCCUCCUGAACUGUAUGUUACAGUUGUGAUAUUUGGAAUUGUCUUCCCUUCAUUGGUAAACAGAGAAAAAAAUUGUAACUAUCUUUUAAAUGUGUACAAUAAUCAAAAUGUCUGACAGGUUGAUAAGCUCUGUGUGAUGACAAAUGUAAAGCCAUGUGUUAAUUAAAAAUAGGCAACGGCAAUAAAGACAAACCGUGGUCCCUGAGGCAUGUAA
Molecule: messenger RNA, 2289 nt
Organism: Myripristis murdjan (pinecone soldierfish)
Lineage: Eukaryota; Metazoa; Chordata; Actinopteri; Holocentriformes; Holocentridae
Gene: setd6
Product: SET domain containing 6, protein lysine methyltransferase
Exons: 9
Coding region: 91-1488 (465 amino acids)
Biological process (GO): peptidyl-lysine monomethylation
Cellular component (GO): nucleus
Molecular function (GO): protein binding; protein-lysine N-methyltransferase activity
Source: RefSeq, a predicted model, not a curated record